UUCCCGGAAGUGUCUCCUCAGUGCAGGGACCGGUGUUCUCAGCGUGACUUUCACAAGUAACUAUGGGGAUCCUGAAAGCAGCUACUGUACUGGGGUCUCGGCUCCACCAGCACACCGGACCCGCUGCUAAACGGCAGCUUGUUCUAAACAUAUGUAGAUAUUGUUCUUCUGGUAUUAUUCCAUAUGAAAAGAUUCGUAACAUUGGAAUUUCUGCUCACAUUGAUUCUGGUAAAACCACCUUGACAGAACGUGUUCUAUACUAUACUGGAAGAAUAUCACAAAUGCAUGAGGUAAAAGGGAAGGAUGGUGUAGGAGCUGUUAUGGACUCAAUGGAACUGGAGCGACAGAGAGGCAUCACAAUCCAGUCGGCAGCCACUUACACCAUGUGGAAAGACACUAACAUCAAUAUAAUUGAUACACCAGGGCAUGUGGAUUUCACCAUAGAGGUGGAGAGGGCCCUAAGAGUCCUGGAUGGAGCAAUCCUUGUUCUUUGUGCAGUCGGGGGUGUUCAGUGUCAGACCAUGACUGUGAACAGGCAGAUGAAGCGUUAUGGUGUUCCUUUCCUAUCCUUCAUAAACAAGCUGGACCGGCAAGGCUCUAACCCCAGCAAAACUGUUCAGCAGCUCAGAGCUAAGUUGAACCACAAUGCCGCCUUUAUCCAGAUUCCCAUUGGACUUGAGAAUAAGUUGAAAGGAAUUAUAGACUUGGUAGAGGAACGUGCCAUGUAUUUUGAUGGAGAAUAUGGGCAGUCUGUGCGUUAUGAAGAAAUCCCUGCUGAUUUCAGGGCAGAGGCAGCUGACAGACGACAGGAACUUAUAGAAAGUGUUGCUAAUUCGGACGAGCUCCUAGGUGAAAUGUUUUUAGAAGAAAAGGUCCCUACAGUAUCUGAUCUAAAGCAUGCUAUCCGAAGAGCCACUCUGAAGAGAUUGUUCACACCUGUUCUGGUGGGAAGUGCUUUAAAGAACAAGGGUGUCCAGCCUCUCUUAGAUGCUGUCCUUGAGUAUCUUCCAAACCCGUCUGAAGUCCAAAAUUUUGCAAUUCUCAAUCAAGAGAACUCUGAAGAACCAUUUAAGAUUCUAAUGAAUCCAACCAGGGAUGGCUCCCAGCCAUUUGUGGGCUUGGCUUUUAAACUGGAAGCAGGGCGCUUUGGUCAGCUUACAUAUGUCCGUGUCUACCAGGGAAUGCUGAAAAAAAGUGAAUACAUUUAUAACACAAGAACAGGCAAGAAAGUGAGAGUGCAGAGGCUUGUGCGUCUGCAUGCAGAACUGAUGGAGGAUGUUGAGGAGGUUUAUGCAGGGGACAUCUGUGCUUUAUUUGGAAUUGACUGUGCAAGUGGAGACACGUUUACCAGCAAAUCUAGUGACAACAUUUCCAUGGAAUCCAUCCAUGUACCUGAUCCAGUCAUUUCUGUAUCAAUGAAACCAGUAAUUAAGAACGACCUAGACAAGUUUUCUAAAGGUAUUAAUCGGUUUACUAGAGAAGACCCAACUUUUCGAGUUCACUAUGAAGUUGAAAGCAAAGAAACCAUUGUGUCUGGUAUGGGAGAGUUGCACCUGGAAAUCUAUGCUCAGAGGAUGGAGAGAGAAUAUGGCUGUCCUUGUGUCAUGGGUAAACCUAAAGUUGCCUUCAGAGAAACUCUCACUUCAACAGUGCAGUUUGAUUUCACCCACAAGAAGCAAUCAGGAGGUGCAGGACAAUAUGGCAAAGUAAUUGGUGUUGUUGAGCCUCUGAAUCCAGAAGACUCCACCAAAGUGGAAUUUGAAGACAGGACAGUGGGGACAAAUGUUCCUAAACAAUUUGUUCCUGCUGUUGAAAGGGGAUUCCGUGAGGCCUGUGAGAAAGGCCCUUUGACAGGACACAAGAUUUCAGGGCUGCGUUUUGUGUUGGAGGAUGGUGCACAUCACAUGGUGGACUCUAAUGAAAUCUCCUUUAUCAGGGCAGGAGAGGGAGCCUUAAAGCAAGCUAUGGAGAAAGCCACAGUGAGUAUUCUGGAGCCAAUAAUGUCUGUCGAAGUUGUAGCACCUGUUGAGUUCCAGGGACCUGUAAUCGCUGGCAUUAACCGUAGGCAUGGAGUGAUAGUAGGUCAAGAUGCAGCAGAAGGACAUUUCACUGUUUAUGCAGAUGUUCCACUAAAUAAUAUGUUUGGGUAUGCAUCUGAGCUUCGAUCUUGCACAGAGGGGAAGGGUGAAUACACCAUGGAGUACACCAGAUACCAGCCUUGCUUGCCAAGUACCCAAGAAGAAUUAAUUAACAAGUAUCUUGAAUCAACAGGUCAGCUUCCAGCAAAAAAAGGAAAAGCCAAAAGCUGACCUGCUUUUUAUGGUCUAUUUAGGGACUUGGUGGACUCUGAAAUUGGCUCAGUUUUGUGGUUUUAUUCUGUACAUAGCACCAUCAACCAUACCUUACAAUCCUCUUUCUGGAAUCCUGUAUAGAGUGUGAAGCUACAGAGGGUGUAGUUCCUAUAAUACGUCUAUAGGCUGUGUUGCUUGUGAAACACUUUGCACAUACAUGUUGCAGUUUGACCGGCUCUGAUGACAUUUCUACAACGUAACCGAACAGCUCUGACUGUAGCAAGUGAUGAAGGAACUUCAGAUGGAGCUUUGUAUGCCACUUAAACUGCUGAUAAUUACCUCAUGGCUGUCGUUUUUCAAUAUGAAAGGUCGGCAUACAGUGGAAUGGGUUUUUUUUUCUCAAAGUUAUCAGCAGUCUGCCUUUGACUUUAGCUUUGGAACAUAAUGCUGGUUGAUCUCUUAUGGAUAAGAAGCAAGCAAGAAAAACACCUGGAAAAAAGUGCAUUUGUAUUCAGUGGUGACUACAAUAGCAUCACAAUAAAUUCAUCUAAAAAAUGUU
Bombina bombina (fire-bellied toad) is the source of this 2850-nucleotide messenger RNA. RefSeq names its product G elongation factor mitochondrial 1 (gene GFM1). Gene Ontology annotation, biological process: mitochondrial translational elongation. Gene Ontology annotation, molecular function: GTPase activity; translation elongation factor activity; GTP binding. The record is from RefSeq and is a predicted model, not a curated record. The coding region runs from base 63 to 2309 and encodes 748 amino acids. The transcript has 18 exons. Gene Ontology annotation, cellular component: mitochondrion. Lineage: Eukaryota; Metazoa; Chordata; Amphibia; Anura; Bombinatoridae.